Molecule: messenger RNA, 948 nt
Organism: Mollisia scopiformis
Lineage: Eukaryota; Fungi; Ascomycota; Leotiomycetes; Helotiales; Mollisiaceae
Exons: 2
Coding region: 53-856 (267 amino acids)
Source: RefSeq, a predicted model, not a curated record
CGAUCUACCUCAACCUCACAGCUGCAUAUGCUCCAAUCGCAGUCUCCUGAGAAUGCAAGUUAAAAUGGCCUAUGACUUCACGCCUGAGCAAUUGGCUGGGAUGCUAGAGUUCAUCGAAGAAUCUCUAGAAGCCGAGCUCUGGGAGAUCCCUAAGAUGAAUUUGCUGCUAUUGACUUUGAUGCGGGCCUUUGACCCAUCCCCAACUUACAGACCGAUGUCUGUUCACCUUCAGGCCCGCUCUCGCCUGCAGAUACGCACCAACGACCUGAACUGUCCCGAUCCGCUCCUCCAAAUGGCCAAAGCUGCUGAAUUGAUUCAUCCUGGACGUUCGGACACGAUUGUCACGCUUUGCAUGCCGACCAACAUCCAGCAAUUCUUCGAUGCUUCCUACGAUACACGCAACCUGGAAGAGAUAUGGAAGAAGGCAAUCCGAAGAAACGCCAAGGUAACUGGUACCAAGAUGCUCGGCCGAGCUAUCAACGUAGCCAUGUUCUAUCUCCGAAAGGAGCUCGCUUCCCCAACCUUCGUCGAGAAUCUUAAGACCAUGACUGACCAUGAGCUUAUCGAACACUUCGCUGAUAUGCUCGACAAGGAGGACAUUGGGUACAUCUACAGCGAAGCAUGGAAGGCAAUGUCAAUGAUCUACGUAUGGCAUGACGGCGAGCGACCAGAUGCUGCUGAUCUGACUGCGGUUCCGCCACGAGCCACACAUGGGCCUGAAGAAUCCAUCCGUCGGGACCUACGUCUAUACACCAAGUUGGGAGCAGGAAUACUCAUUCGGCAUGUUCUUGUUGAUGUUGUGAUGAAGUCUGUCAAUGAUGAAGAUAUCACACCAUCUUCGUCAACCGCUGGCUAGCAACCUACUACUGUUAAGACGACUGAGGAACUCUUCAAGGAAGGUCAUGCGAGAAUGAAGCGUGCUUGUACCAUGCUCCCAUCUGUACCCGA